CCUGCUGUGACUUUAUAAUAAGUUUAUGAGGCUGCAUAUUAUAUACUUAUAAGUUUGUGGAGUACCUAGCCUACUAAAGAAACUGAGGAUCUAUUGUAUUCAUUCUAUUGUACUCAUUGACAUGGCACACUCAUAGAAUCAAUCGGAGUAAAAAUGUAUUUUACUUUCAGGGGCCAUAUGAUAUUGCUUUAGUCCAUUUUUCUCAAUGUGAUAAGAGAGGACCAGUUAGUAUUUUUGAGCCCAUGAAAGCAAGUAAACUAAAUAGAACACAUUUUGUCUACAGUGGUAUUCUUACUAUCGGAGUGGAUCUGGAUGACAAUGCAAGAUUCAAAAUAGUAGCAGCAAACAAAGGCACAAAUGGUCGUUACAAUAAUGUAAUGGAUGUAGAAGUGAAACCAUGUGAUUUAUUCAAUAAAUUUGCCAAAGAAAUUGCAAAAAGCGUAUAUGAACAUUGCAAUUUAACAUACAAAUGUCCACACAAGAAGCAUACUUGUGAGAUGAAGAAUUGGCUUGUUAACUUCAAUGUACAUGAUAUACCUGCUCUUCCAUAUGGCGAGUAUAGAAUUGAUGGGUCCCUACUCAAGAUUCAUCAAUAUAAGAGGAAAGAGCUGAUAUCAUGUGUCAGAUCCUAUGCACUUAUCACUCCAAAAAAACCAGUGAUUCAAAAAAAGGCAUCCCUGUUACAAGGUGUAAGCAAUGUAAUGACAUAGUGCAUGUUUGUGGUCUAACAUUAUUUUCAUUGCUCUAGAGAUAUAGAUUUGAGAGUAUAUAAUCUUUUAUUUUCAUAGUGUAUGUGUCUUCACCUAUUGAAAGCCUUAAAAUUUUCUCAAUUAUCAACAUAAAACUGCUCAAAAAAUUGUUAUUACGUUACUUGGUAUAUUUUGAAAAUAUAAAUUUUGGAACAUUCUACAGUGUCAAUAAAAAAUCGGCAGAUGAAUAUUAUUGGUCUGAGCCUGUUAUUCUCUCUUGUACCCUGUGUGAUUUGUGCAUUACUUAUUUAUAAAUAAAUGAAUGAAAAUAAUAUGGGCACUUUAUUCUAUCUUAACACCAUGCACUUGAAUGUGGGCAAAGUAUAGAUUGUAAAGGAUGUGUGUUAAGUAAUAAUCAUACUGAAUUAAUAGCUCACUACUUAUUUUCUAUUAGUUUCAUAUU
This is a messenger RNA of Nilaparvata lugens (brown planthopper), 1152 nucleotides long. RefSeq lists its product as uncharacterized. The record is from RefSeq and is a predicted model, not a curated record. The transcript has 3 exons. Lineage: Eukaryota; Metazoa; Arthropoda; Insecta; Hemiptera; Delphacidae. Bases 243 to 710 code for a protein of 155 amino acids.